AUGACGGGCUUCGUACGAACGAUGAAUACAUGGUGGCUCACCAAGGUCACGAUUUUUGCACUGCUACUACUCUUGAGUCCUCAACAUGUCUUGGGAGCACCUGCAGCUGUAUCAAAUUCAACAGGUCGCCGACGUAUCAGUAUCAAUACCUCCUGGCGUUUCUCUCGCUUCGCAAUCAAUCCCGACUCCCUCUCUUAUGCGACACUAAAACCUUACAUGCUUCCCUCUGGCAACGACUUUAUCCUCGCCGGCACCCAACACGCCCGUCCUUCCGGGACAGCUCCAGGAAGUAGUAUUACCUACAUCCAGUCUUCAUUCGACGACAGCACUUGGGAAACCGUGACUCUCCCCCACGACUGGGCGCAAAAAGGCCCUUUUAAUGCGCCUGGAAUCUCGGGCGGGAUGGGGAAAAAGCCCACCAACGGAGUGGGAUGGUAUCGCCGUAUUGUUACCAUGGAUGCUUCAGACAAGAGCAAAUACACAUUCCUGGAUAUCGAUGGCGCAAUGUCUUAUGCAUCAGUUUGGCUUAAUGGCAACUUAGUGGGAGGUUGGCCGUAUGGCUAUGCUUCGUUCCGACUUGAUUUGACGUCGUAUAUGAAUGUUGGGGAUAACUUGCUUGCUAUUCGGCUUGAUAAUCCCGUCGAUUCUUCGAGAUGGUAUCCGGGCGCUGGGCUUUACCGUAAUGUCUGGCUUGUUACAGUUGAUACCAUACAUGUGGGGCAGUAUGGCACUUUUAUCACAACACCAUCUGUCUCCGCCCAAACGGCCACUAUAAGCCUGGCGGUAUUCGUGAAUAAUAAAGGGACCACCAGUCGAGAUAUUGAGGUGCUGGCCGAAGUGUAUGAGAUCGAUUCAGCAACGGGGAAGGCUGGUGCAGCUGUUGUUGCGGCAUUCCCAGCAGCAGCAGCAACUAUGGCAGCAGGCUCAACGUCUUCCAUCGACAGUUCAGCCAUGGUGACCAACCCACAGCUAUGGGGACCACCUCCAGCGCAGACACCCAACCUGCGUCUUGAUCAAUGGCAACGCUGCUCUCUUGGAGCUGCCUUCCACAUCCGGGCGGCUGAGCGGCAGCUGCAGAUGUUGCAAGACAUGCGAUGUAACGCGCUCCGAAUGUCACAUAAUCCACCAGCCCCUGAAUUGCUAGAAAUCGCUGAUCGGCUAGGGUUUAUGGUUCUCGACGAGAUUUUCGACUCUUGGACGAGCUCCAAGACGACAAACGACUUCCAUACAAUUUGGGCAGACUGGCACGAGCCAGACCUUCGAUCAUUUAUCCACCGUGAUCGUAACCAUCCUUCUAUCAUCGCCUGGAGUUUCGGCAACGAGAUUGUUGAUCAACAGGAGAGCUCGAUGGGCGGCACCGUGGCCCAGCCAAUGCAUGACUGGAUACACGCCGAAGACGGAACGCGGCCAACCACAUCUUCCAUGAACAUCGCCACCGCGGGCAGCUCCUUUGCCAACGUUUAA
This is a messenger RNA of Mollisia scopiformis, 1464 nucleotides long. RefSeq lists its product as uncharacterized. The record is from RefSeq and is a predicted model, not a curated record. Bases 1 to 1464 code for a protein of 487 amino acids. Lineage: Eukaryota; Fungi; Ascomycota; Leotiomycetes; Helotiales; Mollisiaceae. The transcript has 4 exons. Gene Ontology annotation, biological process: carbohydrate metabolic process. Gene Ontology annotation, molecular function: hydrolase activity, hydrolyzing O-glycosyl compounds.